Messenger RNA from Toxorhynchites rutilus septentrionalis, 1168 nucleotides. RefSeq lists its product as uncharacterized. The record is from RefSeq and is a predicted model, not a curated record. Bases 421 to 813 code for a protein of 130 amino acids. The transcript is spliced from 6 exons. NCBI's taxonomy places the organism in Eukaryota, Metazoa, Arthropoda, Insecta, Diptera, Culicidae.
AGUCACCGAGAAGGUCGGGUUAACUGAAAACUCUUAUCGAUACUUGUAGACAAAAAAAGGAAAGUGAGAUUCUAUCCAGCCCCCUCAUUACUGUGCUGCUGUUGGGUGCAGUGUUGUGGUUUAUCGCCAAUCACGCCGAUAAAUAUACUUAGCUAAACAUUGAAAGUACAUUAUUUUUUGCUGCACGUUCUAUCUCCGAAAGCUGUUGUGUCUACGUGAGUUUCGCCAAUUUGUUAUCUGUGCGCUUCGAAAGGGUUUUUUUUCUGUCCGCGGGUUGAUUUGGAUUAUCACGCAGCGCGUUGCGAACCGGGUGCGAAAGUGUCAUCAGUUGGUAUCUACUGCAGCAGAUAAACGGACGACAGAAGAUUCUCGCUUAAGAUUUCCAAUAACAUUUGAAACGCUUCCUCGCCUCCCGCAACGAUGAACCGUUUGACAUCUUCCCCUUACUUCCGACGUUUCCUGGUGACCGAUAAAGGCAAGAAUGAUGCACAACUGCGCACCGCAAGCCGCGGUCCCCACUACGAUUUACGCGGAUUCACUUUCACCACUAUGAAGAAAAACCCAGCGGUUCUCCCACUGGUCGUGAUCAUUGGGGCUGCCGUGGCAGGUGUCGUUGUAUAUAGUACGUACGCAGCGUUCACGCGACCAGAUGUGAGUUUCAACAGAAAAGUUUACGAAUGGGAUACAAUGGACGUUAUGAACCCCAAACAACUAAAGAUUCGCGCCUACAAUCAGGAACUUGGUCCCAUGCCGGAAUUGAAUGAAGCACUAUCCUACCGAGAGGAGUACAACAAACAAAACCAAUCGAAGUAAACAACAGCCAACACACGUUGCAGUUUCUCAACAUUGGAACCCUGAAUACGUAGUUGUGGUGUCCUCCCGUUGGAUUAAAGCAGUCAGGCAGCCUUAGUAUUUUGUAUAGUUUUUCAGCCUAUCACCUUUAAACUUCUGCCAAUUGGCUUCACCCAUUCUUAUGGACCUAGACCGAUCAGUGCGCACGUGUUUCUUUGUGUAUGUACCCCUGCUUUUGCCACGCAAGGUUAUCGUUACUUAAGACUAUCACUAACAAUACCUUACACACUCCCUGUACCAUGUAGAAGAACAUCAUCGUUAAUAAAUUGUUCUCCCCCUAUGCGGUGUGUGUACCGCAGUGGCGCAGAGUAUCUCA